Messenger RNA from Cordyceps militaris CM01, 3786 nucleotides. RefSeq names its product ATP dependent RNA helicase (Dhh1), putative. Gene Ontology annotation, molecular function: mRNA binding; RNA helicase activity; ATP binding. The transcript has 4 exons. NCBI's taxonomy places the organism in Eukaryota, Fungi, Ascomycota, Sordariomycetes, Hypocreales, Cordycipitaceae. Gene Ontology annotation, cellular component: P-body; cytoplasmic stress granule. Gene Ontology annotation, biological process: P-body assembly; cytoplasmic stress granule assembly. The coding region runs from base 1 to 3786 and encodes 1261 amino acids. The record is from RefSeq and is a predicted model, not a curated record.
AUGGCUACAAACGAGGAAAUUUUGCGGCAACGGAUUCGGGAACUGGAGCGGGAAAAAGCAGAGGCGGAGCGGGAAAAAGCAGAGGCGGAGCGGGAAAAAGCAGAGGCGGAGCGGAAAGAAGCAGAGGCGGAACGGAAAAACGCGGAGUACGAGUCUCUGCUCCAGGAAAAGGAUCGUUUGCUCCAGCCCACAACGCUUGAGGAAUACCUAAGAAACUGCCAGGAGCACAUCUUGUCCAAGAUUCAUCUCGUCACCGAUGGCUACCUCACCACCCAAGCUCCUUCGACCAAUCCUGCUCGAAAGCACUGCCCUACCCUUCUAGCGCCUUGGGACGACUUUAACACGGCACAGACCAAGAUGAUUCGGCGAGUCUACCAGAUUUUCCCUCGCGAUAAGCGACUAUUCGAGAGCAUCAAAUUCCUUGAGGAAAUGGGCGAUCGCAUGGAUGACUUGCGUGUUCGGAGUGAGGCUUCUCUUGUCAACGUCCAGCACAAUGCUAUUGAAGUCCCUGUGCGCAUCAUCAUGUCCAAAAUCAACGACUUUGAUCCUCAGAGGUACGACCUCGCUGUUCCUCAAGAGGUCAAUUUCCAAACAACGGCGAGUGACCUCCGUGACCCGAACGAUACGAGGGAUACUACGAAGCGAGACGAAAAGCUACGGACGGACCAGAUUUGCGUCUUUCGAAAUUCGGCUCACCAGAAGGACAUUGCAUUUAUCAUCGAGUACAAGGCACCCCAUAAACUCCAUACGGCGCAUUUUGAGCAGGGACUCCGGCAGAUGAAUAUUUUUGAAGAAGUCGUCAAUAAGACGACAAUACCAACCGCUGAGCCUGAAAAGUUUAAACACUACGCCGAGCUUCUCUCGACAGCCGCCAUUACACAGACGUAUCACUAUAUGGUGGAGGCUGGGCUGGAAUACGGCUAUUUGACCAACGGUGACGCCAUUGUUUUUCUCAACAUUGACUGGGCUAACCCGACGGUGCUUCGCUACUAUCUUGCACGACCGUCGCGCGAGGUAGAAGUGGACCAAGAUACUGCUUGGAGUAAUGCCGUCUGCCAAGUCCUUGCAUUCACCAUGAUGGCGCUCCAAUCGAGUCAGCAUAGCAACGAUGAGCGUGUGGCCGCAGCGAACAAGUGCAAAAAAUGGUUGGUCGAUUUCGCCUGCAUUUUGGACCAGAUUGUCAAGGAAGAGGUAGCGAGAGAAGAGAAAGCUGCCAGUUCGAGCCCCACAACGCCUGCCACAAAAAAACAUCGCCGUGUGCCGAGCAGCCCGGAAUGGCAAGGGACACCGGUCAAGAGGAAUAGGCGAAACCCACAGUCGCAAGCCGUAGUCGAGCCGUCAAGUCGGGUACUUCGGCCACGUGGACCCGAUAGGUCUGGGGGUGGAGGGGCAGGCUCUGGUGAAGGGGGUUACAGCCAGGGUGGCACUUCUAGUGGUGAUGGUGGCUCAGGUGAGGCAGGUGGCAGUUCCGAGGGAUCUUCCGCUGCUGGGGCCUCUUCACGAUUUGCACCCGGCGGCGGCGGCGGUGGUGGUGGACAGCAAAGGCAGAGGCAAUACUGUACAUCAUCAUGUCUCCUCUCGCUCGUCAACGACGGGCCGCUGGACAACAAUUGCCCCAACGCGGCGUUGCACCGCGAAGGAAAAUUUGCCGAGCUCGACGCUAAAAAUCACAGACAUACUGUGCUCUAUUCACAGUUUAUGGUCCUGUUACAAGAACAGCUUUCCCAAAGCUUGGAGAGGGGCGUUGUGGUCCUCGGAAAAGAAGGUGCGUGUGGUGCCCUUUUCCAGAUCACACUGCUGCAGUUUGGUUACACCUUCAUCGCCAAGGGUGUUACCGGAGGACGCGUGCCAGACUUGGAGAAGGAAGUGGCCGUUUACCAAAAGUUGCGGCCUCUGCAGGGCCACGGCAUCCCCGUAUGCCUCGGGUCUAUCGACCUCAGGCCGCUAGGCCAGGUUUAUUUCUACGAUUUCGACGUGCGUAUCAUCCGCUUCAUCCUGUUGUCCUACGGUGGCACCGAGGUCAAGGCAAGCAAGGACAAGUCAAGGGCACACAUCAUCAGCACAACCUCAUCUAUCCUCGACAAGAUGCAUCGCCUUGGGGUGGUCCACGGCGACGUCCGGCGGCCCAAUGUGCUGCAAGGGCCCGACGGAGAGAUCAAUUUGGUCGACUUUGACCGUGCCGUGAUUCUACCAGCCAAAACCACCCGAGGCACCCUCAGUGCAAUCUCGCCUAAUAAGCGAAGGCGGCUUGUAGGGUCUGAAGAGGAAGAGGAUAAAGAUCAACUAGUGGAUAAGCUGAGAAGCACUCAGAUCAGUGAUAGCUCCUCGCCUGCUCCUGGCGAUGAUUGGAAGAAGAGCUUGAAGAUUCCCGCCAAAGAUAACAGACAGCAAACAGAGGAUGUCACAAAAACAAAGGGCCUCGAAUUCGAAAACUUCGCGCUCAAGAGAGACCUCCUCAUGGGCAUCUUUGAAGCAGGCUUCGAGAAGCCUUCCCCGAUCCAAGAAGAAGCUAUCCCCGUUGCGUUAACCGGACGCGAUGUCCUGGCUCGAGCAAAGAACGGCACUGGCAAGACGGCCGCUUUUGUUAUCCCCGUCCUCGAGCGCAUCAACCCUAAAGUCAACAAGAUUCAAUGUCUCAUCCUCGUCCCUACCAGAGAACUGGCCAUGCAAACCUCGCAGGUCUGCAAGACUCUCGGCAAGCAUCUCGGUGUCAAUGUCAUGGUUACCACCGGUGGUACCGGCCUUCGCGAUGAUAUUAUUCGCCUUCAGGAACCUGUCCAUAUUGUGGUCGGAACUCCGGGUCGUAUCCUCGAUUUGGCAGGAAAGAAUGUUGCCGAUCUGAGCGAGUGCCCCAUGUUUAUCAUGGACGAGGCUGAUAAGCUUCUGUCUGCCGAGUUUACUCCCACGAUCGAGCAGCUUCUUCAGUUCCACCCCAAGGACCGCCAGGUCAUGCUCUUCUCCGCCACCUUCCCACUGUCUGUCAAGGACUUUUCCGACCGCAACAUGUCCAGCCCGUAUGAAAUUAAUCUGAUGGACGAGCUCACCCUCCGUGGUAUUACCCAAUACUACGCCUUUGUUGAAGAGAAACAAAAAGUACACUGCUUAAACACCCUCUUUUCCAAGCUGCAGAUCAACCAGUCCAUCAUCUUCUGCAAUUCCACAAACCGCGUCGAACUUCUUGCCAAGAAGAUUACUGAACUUGGCUACUCGUGCUUCUACAGUCAUGCGCGUAUGCAGCAGUUGGCUCGUAAUCGCGUCUUCCACGACUUCCGCAACGGUGUUUGCCGCAAUCUUGUAUGCUCCGACCUCUUGACGCGUGGUAUCGAUAUCCAAGCUGUCAACGUUGUCAUCAACUUUGACUUCCCCAAAAAUGCGGAGACUUAUUUGCACAGAAUUGGUCGCUCUGGUCGAUAUGGCCAUCUUGGUCUCGCUAUCAACCUGAUCAACUGGGAGGAUCGCUUCAAUCUUUACAACAUUGAGCGCGAUCUGGGCACUGAAAUCCAGCCCAUUCCUGCGAGCAUUGACAAGAGCCUGUACGUUUACGAAAACCCUGAGAGUAUCCCUCGGCCUAUCUCAAACCUGCCCAAUGCUGCUCCCCAGCAGCAGGGCCAGGCUCUGCCUCCCCAACAGCCCCAGCAGCAGCAGGGCAACUGGCAGACCCAGGGUCAGCAAAAUGGCAACUACAACAACCGUGGACGUGGCCGGGGUCGCGGCGGCUUCCGGGGUCGUGGCGGCGGUAGUGGUGGUGGUAGCCGGGGUCGUGGCCCUGCUCAACCCCAAAAUUAA